GAGAGGCCUAAGCCUAAUGAGGUCUACAUGAAAAAGACAAGUUAAUACCACCUGUGUCCCCUGCCAUCAAACAGACAUGCUAAAAUUAAAAAACUGUUUUUUAUUUGUUUUCAUCACAGUGCUGACUUUGACAGAUUUUGUCCGUCACAUUGAAGUAGCCUAAACUAAAAAAAAAAACGCCACACGCAGCAUAUCAGUGACGUAAUCGCGUUGACAGCGCCGUUUCCAAUGGCAACAAGGUGCACUACCAGUGUUUAGUGUGGUUUCUCAAGUUAGGCCUAUGGAUUGUCUUACAGAGAGUGAAAUAUCCCAGAUAGCGAGGCAGCAGAGAGAUGUGGGUUUGCAGAGGCUCAGCUCUCACUUCUCUUGGUCCGAGUUCUGCGAUGAACGGUGCUGCUUCCAUCAGGACUUCGUGUAUGAUGUCGCCAUGUUCGCCGCAGCUUGUGGCUUCCCCUGGCCUGACGUUAUCCAAGCAGCUGUGAUGGCUAAAGGCAUCUUUCCGAAGCUGGAAGGUCUCGACGUACCUGACCUACUGUCCUUGUUGGGAGCUGCACUGUCUGAGUGUUCACUAAACAUAACCUCAGUCCAGCGGCACGAGUUCACCAGCUUCCUCACAAACGCCUGUGUCACGCGUCGGAGGCUCCUCCAAGCGGUGGUGGGCGGAGCAGUAGGCGUGUCCGUAACUCGGCUACACUUGGAGGUGCAGUUGCCACCGACACCUUGUGCUCUGACACAGGGAACAGAUCUGCACGAGUGGGAGCAUCAGCGUCGACAAGCUCAGCUCACCUCAGUGUUACAACAGAAGCUGGAGGAGCUGAGGGCGCUCCGAGACGGGUCGAGGGUCCGCCUGGGGGAGGUCACUGUUCCAGAGGAUGAGGAUUUGGACGGACAGGGGGUUUUGGCGCUGGUGCGUACAGCAGUGAGGGCCACAAAAGACCAGAUGCUGCAGAGUCUGACCCAAGAGGCCUCCCUGCUCAGUGACAUCCAGCAAAUCAAACUGCAGCAGGCGGCAUUGGCCACUAGGAGGCUCCAUAAUCCUGCUCUUCACAACACAGGUCAAAUCAGCUCAAAUCCAUGUGCAUCACUGAAGGACUUCAAAGUGGAACUGAGAGAGAGUCAUAAAGUUCUGUGAGGACAGGAAGUAGCAUUUCACCACCACCAAGCAGGUUCAAGUCUGACCUGCAGGUCAUUUCAUGUCAUUCCCCACCGUCUCCUAAUCUCCUACCCUACCCACUGUCCUCUCUUCAAUAAAGGAAAAAAGCCCAGAUAUUAAUUAAAAAAAAAAAAAAAAGCUCUUCUAUUCUAAAGAUUAAGGUCUCAGUGAAAUGAACCAUAUAGAUGAUGCACUUUUGUUUCUCUGCAGAUUGUGUGCAUGUUCAUGUCAGUGUUUACAGGAGGCCACCAGGGGGCGCUAGAUGACAAGAAAUCCACAAAAUCAGAGGACUUGCCCCCUCUGUUCCUAGCACUACCUGCACGACUAAUGACAAAAAAAGAAACACUCAGUUUGCAUGUUUUCUUAUACUUGUAUUAUACUAAUAAAACAUUUUCGCUGUUAUUUUAAUGUUUUUUUUAACACAGACUCGACAUUGUGACAUGUCCAGGGGAA
Molecule: messenger RNA, 1606 nt
Organism: Labrus mixtus (cuckoo wrasse)
Lineage: Eukaryota; Metazoa; Chordata; Actinopteri; Labriformes; Labridae
Gene: c24h8orf74
Product: chromosome 24 C8orf74 homolog
Exons: 5
Coding region: 281-1132 (283 amino acids)
Source: RefSeq, a predicted model, not a curated record